UGUGUGGAUGAACAAAGUCGAGUGCAGAGGGAAUGAGAUUCACCUGUGGGACUGUCCUCUCUCCCUGAAUAACCACACUGACUGCUUCCGCAAAGAGCACGCUGGACUCACCUGUGCAGAUUUGUCAGUGUCCACUACUCCUGCCACAACAUCGUCAGCUUCUCCUCCAGUUUCUCCUUCAGUGCGCUCAACAUCAGUCUCUCCUUCACAAACUCCUCCACCAGUGUCUCUCCCAGUGCUUGUGAUUGUUCUGGGAGUUGUGCUCUUACUGCUCUUAGUGCCACUGCUUAUACUGAUUCAGCAGAACAGAGUGAUGAGGAGAGCUCUCUCUAAGAGGAGACACAGGAUGAAGACUGAGGCCAUUUAUGAGGAGAUUCAGCAAAGACACAAUCACUUCACUCAGAGGGGUGAGACAUGAGCCAUCAAUCUCAUUUAAUACCAUUUAUAAGAGUCUGUCAGACAGUAGAUGUUCAUCUAUUAUUAGUCCUGUUAAACCUCCUGCUUCAAACCACAGAAUUCCUGACAGAAAACCACAGAGCUGCAGGUGCAUGUUUGUGUGUGUGU
Carassius auratus (goldfish) is the source of this 564-nucleotide messenger RNA. RefSeq names its product scavenger receptor cysteine-rich type 1 protein M130-like. Gene Ontology annotation, cellular component: membrane. The record is from RefSeq and is a predicted model, not a curated record. The coding region runs from base 8 to 418 and encodes 136 amino acids. Lineage: Eukaryota; Metazoa; Chordata; Actinopteri; Cypriniformes; Cyprinidae. The transcript has 3 exons.